CCGGGGUUUACUCCGGUGAAUGAGAAGACUGAGAAAGUGAACUAAGCUCAGAGAAAUUAAAUGAACGGUAUAUGUAUAAGUUUUAUACGCGGGUGUUCGGUGUUAAUUAAGUAGAAAUUAAAGAAGAACAAUGGAUGUCACAGCGGAGGCCAAGCAGAUUAUGAUCCAGGCGUUGGGUAAAAUGUACAGCUCGCGCACCCAGCGUGGUGGGCUCCGGCUCCAUCGGAGCCUGCUGCUGACGCUCGUCAUGAAAUCUGCAAGGGACAUCUACCACUCCGCCAGACUGCAAAGCGAGAACAAGGGACAGUGUGACAACCCCAGUGUCACAGAUAACACAUCACAGACAGAAGAACCCAUGGACACAAGCUCCACGGUUUCCAAAGUAUCAUCUGUGAAAACGCAAUUUACGGACGACGUGCACGAACAUGAUCAACAUCUUCACAGUCGUGCAGAACCCACAGUGGACAAAGAGAACUGCAACCAAACCAGACAGGACCGACACUCCAGAAAGCGACGGAGCAAGACAGCCACAGAGCCUGACUUCCUACCUUGCAAAAAAGCCAAACUGAACAGCGGGGAGGUCAGAGGAAUACUACAGACAUCCCAGAAUAAUCCCGCGAAUUGCGGUAGAAAGCUGGACUCCUUGUCACUUGUGCAUAUGCCGAGAGCAAUUGUGACGUUUUGAAAGGACAAUAUCUGUAGCUCAGCACAAUAUAUUGUGCAGUCAGUGAAGGAAAGUGAACUUUGCGCACUACAGAGGGAAAAGGCGGAUUGUGGCACACAUCUGCCUCGGUAGCGGUGUCCCGGUAGCGCUUGGCUGAAAGUGAUCGCCAGAUCUGGAGAUGGCAACGAUUGAUCACAAUGGUGUCGAUCAAGUCAUCAAAGUGCGGGGUUCUUUUGGAAACUUCUGAGUGAUGUUCGUGAAUUCUCUCAUCGUUGAGGACAUUUCGCCCACGAGGGGAGAUCUCGAACUUUCGUGGACUGAACAUGAACUUUGACUAUUUAUUCAUUUGCCAAGAAUGACUUGUUGUACUGUGGUCCAAAAGUACGUAUUUAAUAUGUAAGGUGCUAAGGUUACCAAACAGCCCAGCAACUGACAAGGUUUUUGUUAACAACAUAAGCUACUACAAACACAUUGUUUGAUUUAACUGUCUACCUCACUUUUGUACAAUAAAAUAUUCCCUACUAUAUA
This is a messenger RNA of Triplophysa dalaica, 1192 nucleotides long. It is a transcript of the gene ier2a, whose product is annotated as immediate early response 2a. The transcript has a single exon. Lineage: Eukaryota; Metazoa; Chordata; Actinopteri; Cypriniformes; Nemacheilidae. Bases 131 to 685 code for a protein of 184 amino acids. The record is from RefSeq and is a predicted model, not a curated record.